This is a messenger RNA of Colletotrichum truncatum, 510 nucleotides long. RefSeq lists its product as uncharacterized. The record is from RefSeq and is a predicted model, not a curated record. Lineage: Eukaryota; Fungi; Ascomycota; Sordariomycetes; Glomerellales; Glomerellaceae.
AUGUCGGAAAAUACACCUUUUUAUUCGAGCAAUGUCUACGACGAGAAGACGAUGGCAACUUCGUCAGAGCUCGGCUACAGGCAGACUUACAUCAAGAAUCUCAUCGAUGAAAUCCCAUCUGAACUAGGCUCGGUCGACGACACCCGCACCUUUGUACAAAGUCUUCUGCAGUAUCGCCGGGUAUUUCCCGGGACUGUGAUGAAGGUCAACGAGCAGUUGCUGUGGACUGGCGAGGAGCUUCACAGGACCAAUAAGGAGAACUUGAUUAAUGAAAUGAAAGAGUAUGGGUUCACGCCCUCGCAGGCAGGGCAGAUUGCCAAGGACCUUCUUGAGGUCCGUGAUCAUUACAAGGAGAUGAAGAAGGCAAGGGACAAGAACCCUAACGCCACGGUCGUUUUCAAGCCUAAGACAGUCCCUGAAGCCCCCCCGGGCGCCAUAGUUUUUGCAGGAUUAUUCAUGAUGCUUGGUCUGUUUAUUGUUCAUAAGAUUCUAAGGUUUAUUAUAUCAUAA